Molecule: messenger RNA, 1008 nt
Organism: Closterium sp. Yama58-4
Lineage: Eukaryota; Viridiplantae; Streptophyta; Zygnematophyceae; Desmidiales; Closteriaceae
Source: the annotation of a GenBank genome assembly
AUGAGCUCAGCCCAGCGGGGGCGCUCAACAUCCGCACCCAUCUCCUCACGCCAAGCGUCAGCCAGUGCCUCCACUCCGACCUCCGCCGCCACCACUACCACCGCUCCGACCGCCACCGCCACCACCGCCACCACCGCCGCCGCCGCCACCGCCGCCGCCGCCACUACUGCCACUGGUCCCUCCGCCGCCCCCGUCUCCACCACCGACCCCACUCCCACCAGCGCUCCCGCCACCGCUCCCUCCAGCACCGCCUCCCCCCCCACCUCCCCCACCUCCUCCCCCCCCAGCGCCACCACCACCACCCUUGCCCCCCUUGCCCUUGCCGCUCAGGCUUGUCUAGACACCACUCUCUUCGCCAUGGCGUUUAGAGUUGGUUCCGGAACGAUUUGCCGAGAGCUUGAACGACACAGCGGUGCGAGGAUCUUCAGAGGGUCAAGGAUGAUGUCUACAGCCCAUCGACAGGAUUCAACGCCCACUAAGUCCCGAGACGCGGCGAAGGUGGCGAAAGAAUCCGAUCUGAGCACCAUUCUCGAUAAGAACAUGGGCACCCUCUUGAUGACAGAGCUGUUUCGUGGCAUGGGUAUGACACUGAAAUAUUUCUUUGACAAAAAAGUCACGAUCAACUAUCCUUUUGAAAGGAGCCCUCUAAGCGCUCGUUUCAGGGGUGAACAUGCCUUGAGACGUUAUGAGACUGGAGAGGAGAGGUGCAUUGCGUGCAAGCUGUGUGAAGCGGUGUGCCCUGCACAAGCCAUAACUAUAGAAGCAGAACCUCGCGAAGAUGGCAGCCGCCGUACAACUAGGUAUGACCUAGACAUGACUAAGUGCAUCUACUGUGGCUUGUGCCAAGAAGCAUGUCCCGUAGAUGCCAUCGUGGAAGGGCCAAACCUGGAGUUUGCGACAGAAACACAUGAGGAAUUGCUCUACGACAAGGAAAAGCUUCUUGAGAACGGGGAUCGUUGGGAGUCACAGCUGGCAUACAAUAUCCGCGCAGAAUCACUAUACAGAUAG